Oncorhynchus keta (chum salmon) is the source of this 3461-nucleotide messenger RNA. Its product is annotated as cysteine/serine-rich nuclear protein 3-like. Bases 329 to 2068 code for a protein of 579 amino acids. Gene Ontology annotation, cellular component: nucleus. Lineage: Eukaryota; Metazoa; Chordata; Actinopteri; Salmoniformes; Salmonidae. The transcript is spliced from 6 exons. Gene Ontology annotation, molecular function: DNA-binding transcription factor activity, RNA polymerase II-specific; sequence-specific DNA binding. Gene Ontology annotation, biological process: regulation of transcription by RNA polymerase II. The record is from RefSeq and is a predicted model, not a curated record.
AGCCGAAAAGACCUCCACGCAUCAGUCGUGCUGCAAAACCUACUAAUUCAUUUACAACAUAAUCAGUUACAGGACCAUAUCACUCUGUUAUGCGUUUGUGUGUAUGGUGCGCAAAUAUAAUUUAAGCUGCAUUGACAAUUAGCCUUUGAUUUAACAGUUGUCAUUGAGAUUUGUUUAUUUUAGCCAGUACGGGACGUAAUUUUAUACAGUUGCCAGUUUUUCGUGAUGGGUUUGACAAGAUGAUUGGCCAACGACUUCUCAUGCAAACAACCUAACUUGAUCUCUCAGCAUCUAAGGGGCAGACGUUGGGUGGUAGACCUACGGCAGGAUGAGUGGGAUCCUGAAGAGGAAGUUUGAGGAGGUGGAGGUGGACAGCCCCUCCCCCUGCCUCUCUCUCCGGGGGUCCGAUGACGAGGUCUCUGCCGGCAGCGACAGCGGGAACAGCAGCGACAGCGUCAACCCAGGCACCUCCACCCCCGUCGCCCCCGCUUCUAUCUUGAGGCGUGAGAAGCGUCUGCUGGUACGCAAUGUGCACUUUGAGAGUGUGACGGUGUACUACUUCAGCCGGCGCCAGGGCUUCACUAGUGUGCCCACGCAGGGCGGCAGCACCCUGGGCAUGUCCACGCGCCACAGCUGGGUGCAGCGCUACACUCUGGGGGAGUUCGCUGUGGAGCAGGAGAGAAGCCACCGAGACAUGCUGCGAGACCACCUCAAAGAGGAGAAACUCAACUCCAUAAAACUCAAGCUGACCAAUAAUGGCACUGUUGAGUCGGACGAGGCCGAGUCGCUGACCCUGGACGAUAUCUCAGAGGACGACAUCGACCUGGACAACACGGAGGUGGACGAGUACUUCUUCCUGCAGCCGAUGACCACCAGGCGGCGCCGCGCUCUCCUCCGGGAGUCCGGGGUGCGACGCAUCGACGUGGAGGAGAAGCACGAGCUGCGGGCCAUCCGGGUGUCCCGGGAGGAGUGCGGCUGUGACUGCAGGGGGCUGUGCAACCCCGCGACCUGCGCUUGCAGCCUGGCCGGCAUCAAGUGCCAGGUAAAUGGAGCUGUGGUAGAUCGAAUGUCAUUCCCAUGCGGUUGCAGCAAGGAGGGCUGCAGUAACAGCACAGGCCGCAUCGAGUUCAACCCCAUCCGUGUUCGUACCCACUUCCUGCACACCAUCAUGAAGCUGGAGCUGGAAAAGAGCCGCGAGCAACAACAACAACCACAGGUCACCAAUGGCAAUGGUUACCAUGGAGAACUACCAGUCAACGUCCCUGUCCAGCGUGCUCUGCAGUACCCCCUGAUGUCUGACAACAUCCCAGUCCUGCAGGCUCCCAUCAUGCACCUGCCAAGCGCCAGCGACGCAGAGCAGCAUCUAGAAGAGGAAGUAGACGAAGAUGAGGAAGACGAUGAGGAGGAGUACGAGGAUGAGGACGAUGGUAGUAGUUUAUGUAGCGGCCUCUCUGACUGCAGCACCGACAGCCUGCACACUAGUGACUCUGAGGAGGAAGAAGAGGAGGAGGAGGAAGAUGACUGUGAGUCUAUGGAGGAGGGAGUGAGUGGACCCCCAGUCUAUCACACAGAGGUGGUUCCUCUCUCCUCUGUGUUGGGUUACACUGAUGUCACACACACCAACACCAACCAUGCUAACCCCAACUCAUACUACCACAACCCUUUAUCAGGGUACUACCAUAUGGACAACUCAGCCAACUUGAACCCCACACCCAAAGCCCCUAGUGAAGCUUCCUCACUCCCCCUCUCACUCCCCAAUAGGCAGGGGGCCACGGAUGGCCCCACAGUCGUGUCACAGGAGCAGCCUAAAACCACCUCCGAGCCGCACACAGACCACCUCAGCCAGAUAGAGCGACUGUAUAUGCAUUUUCCCCACACUGACAAAGCACCAGCAGCCAACGCCUGUUCCUCAGCCCCGCAGCAGAGCAACACUCCCCACAGUGGGGAGACUAGUACACUACACCAUGAGCAGCCCUAUCAGACACAGGUUAGCGUUUUUCAUAAUGAAUCUUGUUCUAGAGGCAACUCUGCGGAGUGGUCACUAGCUGGCACAGCCACAAAGUCAUAAAAUCAGAUUUAAACCUAACCUUAACCCUAAAAGUAACCACACUGCUGACCCUAAUGCCUAACCCUAACCUUAAGAUCAAAGCACAUUUUUGUUUUCAUAUAUUUUUACAAUAUAGCCAACUUUUGACUCAGCAGCUGGCCUAUCUAAAGGGAAAUCGCUCAGUUCUGCCUCCAGGACAAGACUUAUGACAAUAAUUGUAAAUCUGCCUUUCAGACAGACAUGGGCAGUAAUGAUAUUACACUGUCACUGAAGAAUAGCACACGGUCUGAGGUAUCUGUGGGGACUGAGGAGCAGCAAAGCCAGCGUUCUGUCAACAGGCUGGCUGAGGCGUCCUCUCUCCUGCCUGAGAAUAAAAGGGAUCCACCAAUCCUAGAGACUAACACUCGUCACUAGCAUAGUGUCAGGUAGACUUGUGGAGAGUUCAAUGCAACUGGUUAGUGUGAUAAGUAAAGUUAGCAUUCCUUUGCAGCAAGUAUGUACAUUUGGAUUAAUGUGCUGACCAACUUAAUUAAAGGGAUACUACAGGAUGUUGGCAAUGAAGCCCUUUAUCGACUUCCCCAGAUCCAGUUGAACUUGUGGAUACCAUUUUUAUGUCUCUGCAUGUAGUUUGAAAGGAGUCGCUAACUAGCGUUAGCGCAAUGACUGGAAGUCUAUGGUACCAGAUGCUAGCUGUGACCAUAGACUUCCAGUCAUUGCACUAACACGAGUUAGCAAUUGGCUUGCCAAACUACCUCUAACUUCCUUUGUACUGGAUGAAGGAUGCAGGGACAUAAAAAUGGUAUCCAUGAGUUCAUCCGACUGGGGAGGUAGAUAAUGGGCUUCAUUGCCAAAAUCCUAAAGUAUCCAUUAUUAUUAUUAUUAUUAUUUACCAGUGAAACUACAUGAUGUCAAUAUCAAUUCAUUUUCUGCACAGGAAUAAUGGUGUUGUUGACCUAUCCUAGAAACCGGGUCGCCAGUAAUGAUUGAAUAGAACCUGAAGGACGGUGUUUGUUGUUUUUAACUCCUGAUGAAUGUACCUUUUUAAAGUGAAUGAUUAGGUUGCAAAGGCAAGUUGUGGGGUUUUGCCUCAGAAGGAUCUUUGCACAUUAUUGCGCACACAGUUUCCAUGUCCUGGAUCUGAGUGUCUAACAGCUAUUGGACGAUGACUGUGAAAUAGUUAGAAUUAAACAAAAUGAUUCCUUAUUUCAACAAUAUAACCAUGUCGAAUGGGAAAAUGAAAAGAUCAUCUUAUUUGAGUUAAAUGAAUGAGCUAAGAUAGACGCUAGGGCUUGGACAAUAUCAGUAACGCGAUACUUGUUGGUGGCGUGGCAAUGGAACAAAACACGAAGCGGAUUUCACUUAUUUGGGGAAAACAGCCCUAAUGUUGGAAAUAAACAUUAUGUUGUCACCCAGA